This is a messenger RNA of Ooceraea biroi (clonal raider ant), 2414 nucleotides long. It is a transcript of the gene Dp, whose product is annotated as transcription factor Dp. Gene Ontology annotation, biological process: regulation of cell cycle; regulation of transcription by RNA polymerase II. Gene Ontology annotation, molecular function: DNA-binding transcription factor activity, RNA polymerase II-specific; RNA polymerase II transcription regulatory region sequence-specific DNA binding. The record is from RefSeq and is a predicted model, not a curated record. Lineage: Eukaryota; Metazoa; Arthropoda; Insecta; Hymenoptera; Formicidae. Gene Ontology annotation, cellular component: nucleus; transcription regulator complex.
UCGUGCCGCCAAGCUCAUUUCCAGUCCGUGUGCACGCGGAAGCUGUGGGGUCGACUGGUUGCAGGUAGACCGCGAAUAUUUGGGGCCCGUGUGAAUUAUGCGCGGUCGAUCGCGGUGAAGGAGACGCCGAAUUGCCACAGCUGACAGACCGGACCGGUCACGUAGCGUGCGACAGCCUGUAAAUCACCGUCGCAAAUGCUUUUAUAUGCGGGGUCGCCAUUUUGGUGAUACGGCGAGCCGACGAUUCGAGCAAAGUGUAGCCCUAUGAUCUUUUUAUUUUCCUUUUGUGCACGGUUCAUCCGCGGAAUCCUCCUCAGCCGAUUGACGGCCCAAUAACGCCGGACAUGACACAGCAAAAUAAAACGAUGAACUUCGUAAUACAAGACGCUCAUGGACACCCACAAAUGAUAAAAGUAGUGCAAAGUACACCUAAUAAAGUAUUAAGUGGUAUUGUUAGCACAACAAAUACAGGUGGCCUUAAAGUGUUUAAAGCUCCUAAUCAAGAAUCACAGGUUUUGCCAUCGAAUGCGCAAGUUCUUAGGACUAUCAGUCUACAAAGUCCAUCUACACUUGGUCAGAGAUUAGUAACAAUACCUUUGCAAAAUACUAAAGUGGCAACAUCAAAAGCAGGGGAGCCAGUGAUGACCAAGACUAUACAGCUGACCUCUGCACAAAUGAACGACAUAAAGCAGGUUAUUGUACAACAGCAGCAGCAACAACAACAGCAACAGCAGCAGCAGCAGCAGCAACAACAACAACAAUCUAAUACAUCUCAAAUCAUUAAAGAUGCUUCUGGAAAAACAUUUAUCAGCCCGAUUUUAGAUCAUACUGGAUCCAGGAAAAGGCAGGACGUUGAAAGUGGCGAUUUUCUGCCCGAUAAACGAAGAAAAACGGAAAAGGUUGGUAAAGGACUGAGACAUUUCUCAAUGAAGGUCUGCGAGAAAGUAAAGAAGAAAGGCACUACUUCUUAUAAUGAGGUAGCAGACGAGUUGGUCGGUGAAUUCACUAAUCCCGCUCAUAUAAAUUCUUUAACAGAUCAGCAAUAUGAUCAGAAAAAUAUCAGAAGACGCGUGUACGAUGCUCUAAACGUCUUAAUGGCGAUGAAUAUCAUUUCCAAAGAGAAAAAAGAGAUUAGGUGGCUUGGAUUGCCAACUAAUUCAUUGCAGGAAUGUGUAGCAUUAGAGAAAGAUAAGAAGAAGAAGAUCGAGAGAAUCAAGGCUAAAACACAGCAGUUGCAUCAGCUUAUCUUGUCUCACAUUUCUUUUAAGAACUUAGUCGAGCGCAAUCGGUUAAACGAGAAUCUUCGCGGGCCACCGAAGCCCAAUUCUGCCAUACAGCUGCCAUUCCUCAUUGUGAAUACCAGUAAAAAGACUGUCAUAGAUUGCAGCAUUUCAAAUGACAAAACUGAGUACCUGUUUAAUUUUAAUGAUAAGUUUGAGAUUCAUGACGAUAUCGAGGUUCUAAAACAAAUGGGUCUAGCUUUUGGACUAGAAAAAGGAGAAUGCACUGAGGAAAAUUUACGAAAGGCAAAGUUAAUGGUUCCAAAAUCAUUGGAGAAAUAUGUGGAACAAUUGGCAACAGGGGACUUAGAAAAGUUUAUUCCAGUAACUAUCCCCGGUCCAAGUACAUCGAUGGAGGAUCUAGAUAUAAAAUUGGAGGGCUCACGGCCACCUUCGUCAUCGCAUACUUCAUUGUCGGAGGAUCCCUUAUCUCCACCCUCCCAGUACUAUUCAGAAGAAGAGGACGAAGAGGAUGACAGCGAUCAGGAUGAUCAAGCUGACAGUGAUCUUGAAGUUAACUAGCACCCCGAAUAACUCUUCACAGGCUAGACUCAGGGAUACUCGCCACUGUCACCAGCGAUGUCAACGUUAAUAAUAUCGCCGCUGUUGCCAACUGUUGUCUUUACCCCGGUCGCCAAUUUCUAACAUACAUCGAGCAAGGAUACGAGGUCUUAUCGUGAGCUGAAAGUAAAUCUAUUGAAUGAGAAUGAUGAUGAGAAUGGGAAAAACGGUGUUGAUUGGGGCCAAGGAGAAGAAGUAGCACUUAAUUGGGCCGAGUGAAUGGGCAAGUUUAAGCGGCUCUUUUUUCGUAUCAAGCAAAAUAGUUCGAUGCACGUGCGGGCGUGGAGUGAUUACAGAGUAAACAAAUGCAGAAUGACUGAAAUAAUGGGGUGCUAUAUUUUAAUUGUGCAUCGUCAUGCAAGUUUAUAUGACUAGCGUCUAUGUAUUAUAAAUUAUAAUCUUACAGUAUCAAUAUUAUUAUAUUAUGUGUACAAGACAUAUUGACCAGUACUCAUUUUCUUAUGGCACGUUUAUAAUAAUUGUCUGUGGUACGCAGUAAAAGACGUAUGAUAGAUGCAGCCACACAUCUGACUCAAAUUAAAAAAAUACAAAUAAAUUGUAAUAAUGUUAUAA